GAUGACACCAACAAAAUGCGAUAAAACAUAUUUCACCUUUUCCUUUAUUUCCUCAUUGUUUUCGAUAUUAUAUUAAUAAUUUACACUUAAUUUUCUGUGGAUGACUGUUUUCCAUUUGAAGCUUGUUUUUCCUUAUUUACAACACUGCAAACUAAGUACUACAAAUAGUUCUGGAGUAGUGAACCUCAACUAAAUCAUCCAUAAGCUGGUAAAAUAUGAACAUAGGACAGUCAUUAAAUACAACAAAAGUAUCGUCCGGUUCAUGUCUACACUUUUAGCAAAAACAUUAGCUACCAUGUUAGCUUCUAUGCACAUGCUCGAUUUAAUGUUGGGGAGUAAUUAACGCUUCUCAUUCAUGUCUAUUUGUUUACAUCUUGUGCUAAUAUUGUUUAGUAAAGUUGUGGAUUGGAUUUGUGACACAUGACUGCUAACUUUUUCCUAUUCAGGGGGGAGUUGCUUCAUACUUGAGAUUGGGGGCACUUCAUUACAGGCUCUGCUGCGCUCUUCUCUUCCUUCAGAAGCGUUUUUGAUUUGAUAGAAAAACUUCUAGCAUGCCCUCCUAUUGCUUUGGGACCUCAACUGAUCCCACAUGAUCAGUUAAUCUCCAUUUCCUCAUCAGCUCCAUGCACAGGCCAAGCUAGCCAUGGAAUUCGUUGUUACUUUCCUUCUCUUCGCAUUUUUCAUCUCAUCCACCAAUGCUCUAGACCCUUGCGCCUCCCAAACCGACGCUUUAGAUCUCUCCCUCAUCCCAAUUUACGGCAAAUGCUCGCCGUUUAACCCGCCUAAACCCGUCUCAUGGCUCAACACCGUCAUUGACAUGGCCUCAAAGGACCUCCAAAGGGUCAACUACUUAUCCACCCUGGGGGCCCAAAAGACAACUUCCGCUCCCAUCGCCUCUGGGCAACAGGUGCUCAACAUUGGCAACUACGUCGUCCGUCUCAAGCUUGGUACUCCGGGUCAGCUCAUGUUCAUGGUUCUGGAUACAAGCACUGACUCCGCCUGGGCCCCAUGCUCCGGUUGCAUCGGUUGCUCUGCUACAACCUUCUCACCCAAUACUUCUUCCACUUACGGUGGGUCAUUGGAUUGCUCCACGGCCGAAUGUACCCAGGUCCGUGGCGUUUCCUGCACCGCCACCGGAUCCACCGUUUGCUCUUUUAACCAAUCCUAUGGUGGGGAUUCGUCCUUCUCGGCCACCCUAGUGAAAGAUUCUUUGAGCUUAGCCAACGACAUCGUGCCGAACUUUGCUUUCGGGUGCAUUAACAGUAUUUCCGGCAAGUCAAUUCCGCCGCAAGGUUUGCUGGGCUUGGGCCGUGGGCCCAUGUCACUGCUGUCGCAAUCCGGGUCACUCUACUCGGGUGUGUUCUCAUAUUGCUUACCCAGCUUCAAAUCCUACUUCUUUUCCGGAUCCCUCAAACUCGGACCCGCGGGUCAACCCAAGAGCAUCCGGACCACUCCACUCCUCCAAAGCCCCCACCGCCCGUCGCUCUACUACGUUAACCUAACCGGAAUCAGCGUGGGUCGGGUUCGAGUCCCCAUUGCACAAGAACUUCUAGCUUUCAACCCGACCACCGGUUCCGGCACCAUCAUCGACUCUGGUACGGUCAUAACCCGAUUCGUCCAACCCGUCUACAACGCUAUCCGGGAUGAAUUCAGAAACCAAGUGAAAGGCCCAUUUUCGUCUCUGGGGGCGUUCGACACAUGCUUUGCUGCGACCAACGAAGAUCUGGCGCCGGCAAUUACGUUUCAUUUGACGGGAUUGACCCUGACAUUGCCGAUGGAGAACAGCUUGAUUCAUAGCAGUUCGGGGUCGGUGGCUUGCUUGGCAAUGGCGGCGGCGCCGAGUAACGUGAACUCUGUGUUGAAUAUCAUAGCUAAUUUACAGCAGCAGAACCUCCGGAUUAUGUUUGAUGUGGCGAAUUCUCGCCUGGGGAUUGCUCGUGAGAUCUGUAAUUAGUUUCGGUUUUAUUGCUUUCCCUCUCUCUUUCUCCUGGGUUAUGCUUUAAGUGUGUUAAUGCUAAAUAGAAUGUAAAAUUGUGUUUUUGGCUGGAAGUAAUAUAAAUGCAUGUAAUGUUCUAAGUUUUAAUUGCGAAAAGAAAAGAAAUGGGAAAAUUGCAUUUUUGCUUACCAUACAGACCUGCCUUUUUUUGGCAGCAAAAAUGAGAUGAUUAAGAUUUUAUAGAUACGAGGAGAUAAGGGUACAUCUUGGACCAUUUUUUGGAGGAGUGGAGGGGGGGUGUUUGUGUGAAGUGACUUGAGCAUCGCCUGAGUAUGGUGAAAUCGUCAAAUCGACCUAAUAGCAUAUCUAAUCUAUCAAACUUGUUCGUGUUGUUUGUAAGCACCACCAUCAGAGUUGAAUAAAUUAUCAGGGAUGUU
This is a messenger RNA of Rubroshorea leprosula, 2373 nucleotides long. The record is from the annotation of a GenBank genome assembly. NCBI's taxonomy places the organism in Eukaryota, Viridiplantae, Streptophyta, Magnoliopsida, Malvales, Dipterocarpaceae.